AUGAAGCAACAUGUAUUUGUUAUUCGUUCUUCGUACGCAGCGCUAAUCUAUGCCAUUAUUGUGGGCACGGGGAUAUUGUUUACUCUCUUUGUGGGGAUUUGGAAGCACCAUGAUGAGUUGUUAUACACGCACUGCAGGGUGCCGGAGUAUUGGCCAAGUAUAAGUACGCUUACCGGAGACUUUCAGCCGGAGCGACAGAUAUGGCGGGCCGCGUUUGUUUUAUGCACACCGUUUCGUCUUGGAGUGACCAUUUCGCUCCUUCUGGUAUUUUGGCAACGUGCCUGCGGAGGUAUGAGUGAAUUGAGUAGCAUGCGACGCUCCCCCAUCAGUUUGGUUAGAUCUUCUGCCUUUUUGACACUGGCGAUAUUUUCCUUCGAUAUAACGCGUCUUCUCGGUGCGCUAACGUGGACUAUGAUAUCGUCCAUUGAGAACCUCGAUCGACACAAUGUGGGGUUUGCGUUUUACGUCUUUCUGAGCUUUCUGGUGCAGGUGGUUAUCGACAUUGUCGUGCGGCGAAACGCGCACAAUCCUGAAAUUUAUGCUUCAUCGGACGAUUAUCGCUUGUCUUCUUAUUGGAAACGUGUCUUUCUCAUUGGACAGACGACGGGUGCUCUUUCCCACGUUAUUUUUUACGUUCGUCACAUUAACACAUGCGCUCCUGGUGCAUACAGUCUAUCCACAAUGUCGGAGUGGUUUUUUGCGGCGUGCAAUAUUUGUUUUGACGCCACGUUGUGGUUUGAACUGAAGAAGACCUCGUGGGCUUUUGGCAUGACACCAGGGAAGUGCAAGGAACUUGCCUCGAAAAUUGUGCAAGACCCAGUGGGGGAAGCUAGUAGCGGCAGCGAGCAGAGGCCGGGGGAAUAUCACACUUCACAUGAGGUUAAAUUUUUCCCAGAGGAUGAUAAACCCGAGGACGAUGUGAAGAUACACGAAUUCACAUUCUGCUGUGCUCCGUCGAGCACGACGAUGUGGCUGGUGGACACGUAUUGGGCGUAUCUUUUUUGGGAGAUGACUGUCCACGUGGUGGAGCACAUGUACUUUAUGCCCUUGGUGGCUAUGUCUAUUUCCUGGGAGCUGUUUGGUGGCUUUGCAUAUUGCUCACCGGUGCUUUUGAAAUUUGCAGCAUUCCGUCGAUGGGCACUUGGUUCAGCGCCGUUUAUAAAAUCAUCUCUUGUAGGAGGGAAGGGGAAUAGCCAGCAACAUGUUCCCAUGUAUCUCUUUUUUUACCUGGUUGCCUCCCUUUCCCACGUCCAUGUCCAGGUGAAAAACGGUGAACGAUUGAAGCUGUUGAUGACAAUGAUUGGACCAUUUUUUCUUUCCUUGGCUAUCUUCUGUCGCUACCUUUACCCAUCAUCCUUUGUGCGAGACACCAGCGAUGACAACUGUCGUAUGCUGUACUCUUUUCCAUUGGGCCUUGUUGUGAGCAUGCUUGUUCGGAUUCUGUACAUUUCACAAGACCCCGUCUUUACGGAUGCCAUGUACGCUGGGCUGUUUGGUAUUAUUUUUGGUAUCACAUGUACAACCAUUCUAUACCGGUAUGUGAUGUUUUCAGAGGUCGAUUCUAGCCAACGUGAGCCUGAAUUAACAUAUGCGAAUAACGGGAAUCAGCAACGACAUGUGCACUUCUCUCGUACACCACAGACAAACGCUAUGGCAACUCUAGCAUUGGCCUACAAGCCGUUUUCUCCUGCCAUUUUGGGUCUGUUGUUUGGUUUUCUCGGCACCGUUUCCUUAACUUUUUUCUCAUGCGCCAAUUAUAUUCCACGACUUCUGGCAAUUGAUCCGUAUCCAGCCAAUUUGAUGGUUGCCCUGAGUUUUUUUUUGGGCCUGUACUACUCGCAGGACAUUCUACCCGUUGUAUCAAAUAGAAAACAAGGUUGGCUUCUGUGGGGCCGUUUGGGUUUUUGCCUUCUUGGAGGAUGUCUCACAAUGCUUUUUGGCACGCGUCAAACAAACCGCUCCUACGAACUUUCUCACGAGCACUAUCCAACAACAAUGAAGAGUUUGAAGGAGCAUGUGGACAUUCGUUUUUGGGCCGUAGAAGAGGAUUUUUCUGGUAACAAAUAUAUUGCCUUCUGUGGAGGAAUUGUCAUGACGCUUUGCAUUGGCGUAUUGUAUCCACUUAUCGUAGAGCUGGUCUUUGUCCAUCAGCGAGCACGUCGUCUUUUGAACGUUGCCCCAGGGAAAACAGAAGAUUCACACGAGCCUCACGCUCUUCCGGCGACACGUGUGACAUCCUUUGAAUUAGUAUGGGCCUUGACGAGUAUCGUUUUUCUUUUGCUUUUUGCUCUAUGCAUUUCGUACCCAUUUGUUCCAAUGGCAUGGCUCGUGCGUGAGCGUUCCGUUUCACUGCACCUUGGCACGGUGGCCGGCAUGUUCUUUCUUGCCCUGUACUUGUCUCGCCGUGUGGGGAAUGCGGUCUCUGUGGCGGGGAAAGAUUUUUACGAAAUGAAGCGGCAACGGCGUAUUCCGCUUAUGAUAGUUCUAUUCCUCUGCUUUGCUGUUUUUUCUAUUGUUAUUGGCCGCUUUGCACUGGAGCCCAAUAAUCGUAGUAUUCCCUAUGGGAAGGACGCGGCCCGUCGCUUUAGUCGUGAGGUGGUGCAUGUACACGAGGCUAUAACGAGGCUAAAGACACAGAGGAAUGUCAUCACUGACCCUCUUUUAAAAAAGUAUGAGGUUAAAUUUCAUGAGGAACACUAUGGGACCCAAUUGAAGUACCUGAAAGAGGCGGUGAUGGAGGGGGACAGCAACAACUCGAAAUUGAUCGAAUAUAUUCCAGAGGAAAAACACAGAAUUUUACUCUCACUUUUAAGCUUUGAAGAAAGAGUGGAGGUUUGGGAGGCCGCGUUGGAAAUGACGUUCUUUUCGGGCAUGAUAUGGACCGUCCAUUUUGCGCUUGACAACACAAAUACGGAUUCUCUCACAAGAAUGGUGAAACAGGCGGAUUUGACUGGAGCGGGUGUGAUUGGGUUGCUGGAAAGUGACUCCAUGCACUUAGCGAAUGGAAAUCGUGAUAUAGUCGAAUUCUUGUCGUAUCAUCUUGGGUAUCGGUAUACCAGUUACGGACCCACCGCGCUGGACAACACGUAUGGGUGCGCAUUGAUAUCAAAGUACCCCAUUUUAAAUGUCCGGCGGUACAUUACCCCCUCACCUCAGGGUGAACUGUCGUGUCUGAUUCACGCCGAGCUUGAUGUGUUUGGUAUCACCAUCCAUACCUACGUGGAUCACUUUGGCAACACGGAGCAUUGGGGGGAUGGGCUACUUCAAUCGCAGUUUCUUGGUCGCCUUGUUUUACGCAACCCUGGGCCUUCCGUCUUUCUUGGCUACAUUGUGUCGUACCCUGGAAACCCGGAGCGGUAUGAAUAUUAUGCCUCCCAGACAAAGCCCGGAUUUCUCCGUGACACGGCACUCGAGUUGUAUCGAAAUCAUUCGUGGUACCGCAUGCAAGAACGGGGCGGCUACGAUGAGCCUGUGCCGACGAGGACCACCCCUCCACCUGGUGAACCGUUGGACUUCAAUGUCGACUGGAAAAUGGAGCAUGUGGGCCACCUUGAGCGGGGCAUGGUGCCGGACCCCGCUUUUCGGCGAACACCAGAAGGGAAGGACCGACGCUACUUCAAAUUUAACGACACCCAGCGCGUCACCACGUAUCACCCCCGCUUUGAGUUUAUCGACCGGUACUGCCAGUACAUCUUUUACAAGACGGGGGCCACCAAGGAUGAGCGGCCGGAGGAUGCCCCAAAACUUCAGCCAUUACAGCUGUACCUGUACGACUGGUGGCGGGUGCUGGAAGGGGAGGCGGCGUCUCUCUCGGACACGGAGAUUCAGGUGGUGCAGCUUGGAUUUAAGCUGCGGGAAUAG
This is a messenger RNA of Trypanosoma cruzi, 3861 nucleotides long. RefSeq lists its product as uncharacterized. The coding region runs from base 1 to 3861 and encodes 1286 amino acids. Gene Ontology annotation, cellular component: endoplasmic reticulum. NCBI's taxonomy places the organism in Eukaryota, Euglenozoa, Kinetoplastea, Trypanosomatida, Trypanosomatidae. The record is from RefSeq and is a predicted model, not a curated record. The transcript has a single exon. Gene Ontology annotation, biological process: GPI anchor biosynthetic process.